UGAUGGUCACAUGGUCAUAAAUGUUGAAUCCCAUGGACGUUGGCAGUGUCAAUUUUGCUAAAGAGCCUUCCCUACCCGCAUGACAAAGCAGAGCGCCGCACUGUGAUCAAAAUGCAGGUUGAAGGAACGACUUUGCAGGACUUGCUCCGCAGACCACCAGCAGAUGUGGCGCAGUGGGUUGUGCAGCAGGCCGAAGCUUUGUCUGCUCCUGGUGCACGUGUGCAAAACCUGGAAAUUUUUCAAGUUGCAGGUGCCUUAAGCACCGCUCCAGUGGAACAAAAACAGGAGUUGAUGAAGAAUGCGAUCUCUGGUUUUGGUCGGCUUCCAGCAACCCAACGUGCAGAGGUCCUGCGGUUUGCUGUUAGCACAGCUGCAGUGGCAGGUAGUUCACGCAGGGGAGACGUGGAUGAACUGACGAGGAACGUGGGCGUCCUCGUGAAGGAGGCCAAGAUAGAUCAAAUGCCACCAGCAGAAAAACGACAACUAGCUCAGGAGAUCCAGCAAGAUGCAGCAGAGCUGGUUCAACCACAACAAUUGAUUGAGGUUGUUGCAGAGCUGAAGCCUGAAGAGCGAGAGAGGAUGACCGAGGCGUUGAUUGAAGCAAAGCUUGUGCCCGAGGAGCACAAAGGAGUCCUUGAAGAAGCCAUGCGUCCUGGAGGGUCUGCUGACAAGCUUGUGGCAGCUUUGAAAAUGUGGACUUUGGUCGAAGAGUAUGCUUUGGCCAUUGUGGCCUUGCCAUUUUUGGAGUUGCUCCUGGCUUUGGUCUUCGGUGGACUUUCUUGUGAUUCAGGUCUUUCGGCAUGGUUGCGGGCAGAUGCAUGGUUUUCCUGCCUCAUGAUGGGUGGUGGCUGGUUUUGUCACCUUCAAAUGGCACCUGUUCUUCAGGCUGCACGGCAAGACCCACUGGCGCUUGCCCAACGCUGGCAGCAGCACCAGGACUUGCCAGUGAGCAGACGCCUGGAGCAGCUUGUUCCGGGUGUUGAGAUUGGCGCGUAUCAGCUGGGUGCUGUUGGUGCAGCCGCGGCUGUCAUCUUCCUUUUGAUCGGCUUGGCCAACACGAUUGUAGGCCUCAUGGAACUGCUGGGAACCCUCGUGAUGGGCUGCGCUAUAUUUGUCGUCCUCGUGAGCAUGUUCUUCAUAGCAGUGAGGUGUGCCACUUUCGUUGGUAUAUUGGCAGCGGCCAAAUACGUGCUGACUGAGAUGCAGGCUUUGGGUUUGGAUGGCUACACCUCUGAGGAUCCCCUUCUGCAUGGUGGCGCAUUCAACCGUGCCCCUCUCCAGCCAUGAAGCACUUGAAAGCACUUGGCCGGUUUCACUCGUAGCUUUACCUGUAGCUUCGAUCAAGCUACUUGAAGUUGCGGACGAGAAUGAAUGGCAAUCAAGAUCCAGAGCUUCCAAGUUGGAAUGCACUACACUAUGCUUUAAUUAGCUUUGCCCUCGCUGGCGUUCAUGAGCAGCCGUUCCAGCAAAAGACUUUGC
Molecule: messenger RNA, 1479 nt
Organism: Durusdinium trenchii
Lineage: Eukaryota; Dinophyceae; Suessiales; Symbiodiniaceae
Source: the annotation of a GenBank genome assembly